Chironomus riparius is the source of this 629-nucleotide messenger RNA. The record is from the annotation of a GenBank genome assembly. NCBI's taxonomy places the organism in Eukaryota, Metazoa, Arthropoda, Insecta, Diptera, Chironomidae.
AAUCACAUUCCAUCAGAAAUUGUUUAACCAAAAUUAAAUCAUUAUGAAUCAAUCAAAAUUCAUCCUUGAAACUAGUCCAAAUAGAAGAAUUCUAGAAACUUUAGACGUGAUUAAUAGAGCUACAGAUAGUUCACAAGGAGUCAGCAAAUCUCGCUUAUUGCUCAUUACAUUAUCAACAACAAUAAUGAUGGCACUGAAAAAGCCAUUAUCACGAGAAUAUUAUCAAUGGACGAGAGCAUAUCUUGAAACAAUUAAGAAUGAAGAUGGGACAAGUUUACCAAAUAUUUCAAAAUUUCUAAAAUACAUUGAUCGCGUUGAAAAGAAUCACAAUAUUGACGACAUAUUGCAAAGCACGAGAAUUUCAAUAACGCCAGAAGAGGAAAUUGAAAUUGUUAUUCAAGAACCGAGUGAGGAUAUUUUACAACUUCCCGAUAAUACGAUAUUGAGCAGCACAAAAAUUCCUAAAGUUCAAAUUCAAAGUCCAGAAAAUGAAGAAAUUGAAGAAGAACAACGUCAAAAUGAUGCUGAUCCAGAAGAGGAAGAUGGAAUUGAAUGAUGAAUCAUUGUUCAAAACCAAUUUAUAAAUUCAAUUUAAAUAAAUCGUGAAUAAAAUCAGCAUUAAGGUUCAA